Sycon ciliatum is the source of this 4168-nucleotide messenger RNA. RefSeq names its product transient receptor potential cation channel subfamily V member 5-like. Gene Ontology annotation, molecular function: monoatomic ion channel activity; protein binding. Lineage: Eukaryota; Metazoa; Porifera; Calcarea; Leucosolenida; Sycettidae. The coding region runs from base 1126 to 3498 and encodes 790 amino acids. Gene Ontology annotation, cellular component: plasma membrane. The transcript is spliced from 16 exons. Gene Ontology annotation, biological process: calcium ion import across plasma membrane. The record is from RefSeq and is a predicted model, not a curated record.
AGCGGAAACCGCACGGGGUAGUUACUUAGUUGAGUCUGCUAUCUCGCUCGCACGCCACGUGCUAGAGAGAAUGAAUAUUUCUCCAGCUGACGAAGAAACAGACUCGUGAUGCCUGACAAGGACCAGGUGAUUAUGAUUUCCUAGGAAAUUGACCCAGCCCUCGCUAGCCCUCACUAACCCUCGCUAGCCCUCCUCGCUAGCUGCCUGAGAGGCUUACCAGCCCAGCAAUGAAUGCUGGAAUCCUGUGGAGGUACCAUAUCGCAGAAAUACUGCUGUUGUCCCAGAAGAAAGACCCUCCGAAGAGUGGAUACGGCAAUCUACUACUAUACGAAAAGCCGGAUAUUCUGCAAACCCUGACGCAGUGGAGUGAACUGAUUCCAGGAGCCUAUAAUAUUCUCUCUCUCUCUCUCUCUCUCUCUCUCUCUCUCUCUCUCUCUCUCUCUCUCUCUCUCUCUCUCUCUCUCUCUCUCUCUCUCUCUCUCUCUCUCUCUCUCUCUCUCUCUCUCUCUCUCUCUCUCUCUCUCUCUCUCUCCACGCUGUCACUAAACGUCACCGAUGUCUCGAAGGACUAGUGACUCCCAACCUUUCUUGGCGGACCCGCCGGUAGCACCCCCAGGCCAUGGUCAAAAUGGCUCAUCUCGUGGACAAAUCUUCCAGGGAUCUCUUAGUAGACUGACCGACCCCUCAAAGGUUGCCGUGUCCCUGUGCAUGGAAGAACCCAUCUCCAUGGCUACCACUCAUUUCUCUACCUUGGCAAGACCAGCAGAGCGUGCAAUAUCAACAGCGGUAGCUACAGCGGGAGCAGUAGCAUCCGGUGCCCUAGGCAUAUAUUCUCCUGGGGCAGGAACGCGGCCUGAUUGUGUGCAGAAAGACCGCGAUCGCACGCAAAUCUACAGUAUGAUGAGGUCAGCGGCAUGUGCUGUGCUGUGCUGUGAUAUCUUCUACAGCGAAGACCUGAAUCUCCUGGGAAUGGAACUGAAUAACGCUUGCAAAAAGGACGCAGAGUCUGAUGGCGGGUUGAUAGAAAAUGAGACAAAUGAGGACGAGGAAGGAGAGGAUGUCACUGACUGAAAUUCAGCAGCAGCCUAUACUCUGCUGAGACAAACAUCAUGCAGCCACAACUGGAUGACAAAGAAGGUUGUGGAAGCCAUUCUACUAACUGGAAAAGCUCCUCAUGGCUCCCUCAGUGAUGAUCAUCAGUGGCUUCCAGGGGAACUUGAAGCAUUGGUGGACUUCGGUGGGCGAAAGUUGUCUAUCUUCCAGUUCGCCAUUGUCAGAAAUCGGAAGUCUAUGGCUGAGAAGAUCUUGCAGAAAGUUCGACCGGAUUCGAGGUCAGAGUAUUUGAAGGAACAGUUCAAGGCGAUCGAGACUGAAAACAAACUCUACGAAGGUGAAACGAUUUUUCACUUUGCUGCCAUGCACGCUGCUCAGCGGUACUCUGGCCCGGCUGACCCGGACUCGGACGUUAACAAAGACCCUGGCGACGAGUGCACGCUGCAUUUCCUGCUAGAACUGCUGCCGGAGAUAUCGUACACGGCCGAGACAGUUCUGGGAGUGUAUGCUAACGGUCUGCUCUACACUAGAGAAAGAAUACCACAAGUGUUUUCCAUGAUCAAGAACGUCAAGAGAAACUGCCUGAAUGCUGGGUGUACACCGUUUGCACUGGCCGUUUGCUUGCAAAGCCGUCGCAUCGUCAAUUACAUGCUGAAGCAGGAUUCUAGUCUCUUGAAGUCUAUUGAUCCGCUGGGCAACAAUGUCGUCCAUCGACUGGCAGCUCAAAUGAAGAGGAUUUGCGAUGACGUUCCUCCGGAUGCGGAAAGUCUCCAAAAAAUGUUCACGUUCUUAAUGAAGAAAGAAGCGGAGUAUUUUCCAGGUUCCCUCGUCAAGAACGAUUGUCUGCUGAGACAACGCAAUUGCAAAGGAUACCGGCCAAUUCAUGUUGCUACCUACAAUGGAAAUGUACCGAUCUUCAAGUCGAUCGUGUCCUCGCCCUCAGUGCGUACACUGCUGGUCGACUACGACACAAUGAAGCUGGCAGCGUAUCGUCUGGAGGACCUGGACUCGCAGUCCGAGCGGGAAUCUGGCUACGAUGCUAUCAACGUGCUUGACGUGGCCAUUUCCAGCCCCGAACCAGAUGCUACAGCGGUUUUGUCCAUCGCACCCAUGCCUCAGCUGACUGAGCUGAAGUGGCAGACAUAUGGGUCGGUAGGAUUUUCCUACAUGUUCUUCAUCAACCUCAUCUACCUGAUAGCAUUAUCGGCUGCUGCCUACUACAGACCUCUAAUGUACUCCGUAUGCGAUGCCAUCAUAGACCCGGAACAGCAGACGUUUGUGAGAAACCAAAUUCUCUCCGGUGGUACCAACGUGAGCUACUGCAUGCCGUGGACUAUGCGACCUUUCCUGGAUUCGUACCGUACUACUAGUGACUAUACUCGACUGUUUGCUGAAAUCCUGGUGAUACUCAUCACAUUGCUCCACUUCUACUCUGAGGUGUACGACUUCUUCAAAGUUGCUGAUUUGUGCCCACAAAUGCACCACUACAGUAAAGUUGAGACUAGUGAGCAGCAACAGAGACCUGAACUCAUGGCUUCUACUCCCCUGGUUCGACACGCCAUCUCUUACAGCCUGCAUCGGAUUUGGGAUGGGUCCAUGGGCAGAAACGUGGGCAUGACAGUGGUCAAGUGGAUGACAAUCAUUCUGGCUGUUGUGGCGGUACCAAUGCGUAUGCUUGAUGACGCACAUCAAGAUGUGGUGUUGGCACUCCUAGUCUUCACAGCCUAUCUCUACUCGGCGGUAUAUGCCAGGGACUUCAAGUUCAGCGGGCCUUACGUCAUUGUAAUCUACCACAUCUUCAAGACAGUGAUCAUACGGUUUCUGGUCAUCUUUCUCUUCGCAAACAUAGCAUUCGGUUUGUUUUUCCUGAUUCUGUUCCAAGAGAGCUAUCCGGAAAGGCCACACGAGUACGAGACAUUCGCCAGAGGCAUCUACCAGCUGUUCCGCACGACAAUCUCGCUGUCUGACCUGCCGUACGAGAGCAUCCGGUCUCCGCACGUAGCCUCACUGGCUAUUGCCUUCUUCAUCAUAUUCCUGAUCUUCUGCGUCAUUCUCCUGGUCAACUUCCUGAUUGCACUGAUGAACAGCUUGCAGACAGACACGCUCGCAGAGGCUAAGCUCAUCUGGCGCAGAUCGAUCAUAGCUAGCUUGUUCAUGGUGGAGCGGCGGACACCGGUUUGGGUGCCAUUCCACCCAGGCCAUAAGAAGAUAGGAUUGCGUGGCCGUGACCUCUUGCUGCCGGAUAAGAGGAGAGAGCACCGUCCCAAACGCGAGCCCAACGAUCAUGAACUACGAUAUCUCUUGCUACAUGAACCCGACGCUCCUGUUCCGCAGGCAUGUGAUAAACAGGAUGAGACACACGAACCACGCGCCGAAUCACGCCAACCGCAAAAUCCAGGCCAGGGACAAUGGCAAAGUCCUGAUGAAAAUCAUGAAAUGAAUUAAUUUAGUUAAAAAAAUCCAGGCCAAGACUCGGGUCGGGAGCAGGAUCCAGAAGCAGAACGGAGCGGGUAUGCGAUCAUGUUCAGAACGGGCGACCAAGCUGUCAAGCAGCUGUAGAAACUCACUUGGCAUUGCCUAUGGCACAGCAGACAGGUGACUGUACUGUUUGGCGCUAAUCCCAUGCAAUGGUGGUUGUAAACGGCCCUGGACCUUGCUAGACUCAUAUAAUUACUAUAUUGUGUGUUAUGAUUAUAAGCAUGAUGGGCAGUUGCAGUAUCAUUGCCCAGAGACUGUUCACUAUAGAGGCUUGCAAACCACGGCAGCAAGCAGUAAGCAUGCAAGUUAUUUACCCUGCCGAGUGUGUGUGUGGGCUUUUACGAUUUGUUUAAGAAAAAUUGACAUGUGGAGAUACAGUAAGUGUGGUAGACAGCACCUCACGGCAUAUCACAGCACUUCACGGCAUAUCACACAACGAAAACUUUACUGCAAAUCCUUUCUUUGCUCGUCGUUCUAUAGGUUCCGAUUUUGUAUAAUUGGUUUUACCAGUGUUCUCUGGGUGUUAGCGGCCGUCGUGAGUUCCCUUCGGCAACGGCCACGAUAAUUUACUUUUACUUUUUUUGUACUAUCUAGCGGUGUGUUCAACUUCAUUCUUUUUUUACUACCCGUAUUUUAG